This is a messenger RNA of Tarenaya hassleriana, 583 nucleotides long. Its product is annotated as protein SKIP34-like. Lineage: Eukaryota; Viridiplantae; Streptophyta; Magnoliopsida; Brassicales; Cleomaceae. The record is from RefSeq and is a predicted model, not a curated record. The coding region runs from base 36 to 311 and encodes 91 amino acids. The transcript has a single exon.
UCUAAAUCCCAAUUGGUUUCGUUCUCCUCUCCUAGAUGUGUUACGGCCACCAACCACCGUUAACGCGGUGCCGCCGCCGAUCGCCGGACGGUGAGGAGGAAUCGAUCGUGGAGGAUCUUCGGGACCGUCUCGCUGAGACGGAGGCUCGGUUGCGGCGAUCGAGGGCGAGGGAGGCGGAGCUUAGCCGUCGGCUGGAUGAGAUGAAGCGGUUCGUAUCCGUCAUGGAGAUCCUCGAGACUUACCUGAAGCGGCGGUUCCAGGAGCAGAAAGAUCGCUUCGCUCGUCUUUUCUCCUCGAUUCCGGCGAAAUAGGAUGUUGCUGGUUCUGUUCGUGUUGCCUGUCACUCUUUGUCGUUUUGGAUAGUGUUUCGGUUUGUGAAUCUCAGCACCAAUGUCAAGGUGAUACGGAAAAAUUCUGGUCAUACAUAGGGGCACAAUUCGUGAAAAGCUCUAGCUUGCUUAAGUUCGUGGAGAAUCGAGCGAAAUGAAAAAAAGCUUUGUGCUUUUCCUUGAAAGAAAUGCUUUUUUUAUAUGUAGAUUUGAUCAUCACUUCAUGAAUCGGAGUAUGUAGCAUUUGUUUACCA